AUGCUGGCAUCAGAGCUACCUUUUGAGAUCCUUUUGCAAGUUGCAGAUUUUGUAUUGACAGAAGACAAGUUUUCCUGUACUCUUACCUGUAAGAAAUGGAAAAAUCCGUUUCAAGAAUCAUUGUGGAAGAACGUAGAAAUCGAUUCUAUGGAAACACUAGAAAACAUGUGUACUAUCGUGAAUCAGCCAUCAGCAGAAUCUCCACCAUAUGGUCUGAUAGUUCAAGGCUUACGCUUUACUGGAAAGUCUAGCUUAACUAACUGGCAGCUGAACCCUGUUUUCCGAACUUUCCUAAAUUUGAAGCAUCUCGAUAUUGAGACUAUAUCUUUUGGCCAAGUUGACCUCAAACAAACAAUACAUGGCGCUAAAUGGGAGUCGCUAACUAGCAUAAAGCUCAGAAUCGAACCAUCCGAAUGGACAAUACCAACUACAGCCAUUAUUCAGGUCUUGACAAACAUUCCGAAUCUCCAGAAAAUAGACAUAUCUUUCGAGUAUCUGUCUUACACAAUUGAUUUUGAAUUACAGCAGUUCAAUGAACUACAUAAAGCAUUGCCGCAUCUUGUAGCUAUCAAAACUAACUUAAAUCUCUGUGAUAUAAAUCCAAAUGAAGCUUCGGACAUAUCAAACACCAUACCGGCAGUUUGCGUAGAAACCCUCGAUCUUACCCUCUUUCACUGGCGGCAUCUAUGGCUGUACUAUUUUACAUUGAAAUAUCCUAACUUACGUACUCUGAGAUGGAAAGCAUCGCCUGCAUCCAGGGAGUUGAUUGAUGAAGACUACGGCUCCGCAAGAAUAGCACCUUUUCGUUCAAUUACAAAAGCGUUUGUACACUUGGAGACAAUUUAUUUCUGUACUGAAGAAACUACAGAAUGGGCACACGCUAUCUUUUGGGAACUUCUUUGUCGAUCAAACGUGUCAAUCAAAAACUUGAAUUACCAGAUCAAAGACUGCAGUUGCGGCGCAUUAUUUCUAGAAUCAAUUAUCCGAAAAUUUGUACAAUCCUUUUCGAGAACCCUUGAAACCUUUACCGUUGUAGGAGACGUAUUUUUUAAUAUCGAAAAUAUCGCAAGACCAGAGUUCUCUUACUGUCCACUACUGGUAGAUAUUGAAUUCAAAGACUGUGGCGUAUCCAUUGCAUUGGAUAAUCUAUUGGAUAACUGCACAACCCUGAUACGAUUUCGAUUUUCCAAUGGACAGCUGUAUCUUUGUCCAGACGCACAAAUAGAUCGAAAGGCUCAUGGAUUACGUAUUCUGGAGCUUGAUAGUAUUUUUGCAAGCGCACCCGUGUUUAACUACACGUCCAUUAGAUGUAACAACUUGCAAUAUAUGAACUUAACUCAAUCGUACAUUUGUGGACCAAUCUCUGAUAAGACUGGACGUCUGUGUAUUGAUAUGCCCCACACGCAAUUUAAAGUACUGCAUCUCAACCGCGUUCAAUUCUAUUCAUCUGUUGAAACUAUUGAUGAAAAUACAGCAAUAAACUUAAUACUCCUAUCUCAGUUGACUAAACCCCUGCCGUCAAUGGAAAAUACAGAAGAAGUGAGUGACAGCCUUUCUGUGGACACUAUAGGCUGGUUUCAUCUCUUCUGUGAGCUAGACUAUGCCUUCGACUAUGCACCAAAAAUCAGGCAACUUUCUAAACAAGAGGCUGAUGAUACUAUCAAGUAUUAUCAAGAAUUCAGAUCCAUAGAAAACAUUGAUGUUCCAGAAGUUGAAAGAUCUUUUAACGGCCAAGUAUCAAAGGAAAAUUGGAAGGCGGAUCUUUGUAGAGGUUAUUCUGAAUUAAGAUGUGGCCACAUAGCCGAUUAUCGUGUACCUUUAUUUUGGACAGAUGAAAAAGAUUUUUGGCAAAUGCUGUAUAGCAACUUGCCUAAAAUAGACAUAAUCCAACAUUUCCUUGAUACUCGCCGAGUAAUCAAGAUUUGUAUCUUACCAGUUAAGCUGUCUAUAAAGAGACAGUCAUCCACCAGGUAUCUCCAUCAUAUAAAUCAGAAGAAUGAUAGCGCACUAAAACACGUGCUGUCUGAAAUGCGUCUGUUGCAGAAGAUUUUCUCGAACAGCAUUUAUCAAAAAGCAUUUAAUCAAGGAAACACUGGAUUUGAAUACUACUUUUACAGAUGUUCUGAGGCUUGUAUAUCUUUGUAG
Molecule: messenger RNA, 2145 nt
Organism: Phycomyces blakesleeanus NRRL 1555(-)
Lineage: Eukaryota; Fungi; Mucoromycota; Mucoromycetes; Mucorales; Phycomycetaceae
Exons: 3
Coding region: 1-2145 (714 amino acids)
Molecular function (GO): protein binding
Source: RefSeq, a predicted model, not a curated record